Messenger RNA from Loa loa (African eye worm), 1566 nucleotides. RefSeq names its product TTK protein kinase. Gene Ontology annotation, cellular component: spindle; nucleus; kinetochore. Lineage: Eukaryota; Metazoa; Nematoda; Chromadorea; Rhabditida; Onchocercidae. Gene Ontology annotation, biological process: mitotic spindle assembly checkpoint signaling; protein localization to kinetochore; chromosome segregation. Gene Ontology annotation, molecular function: protein serine/threonine/tyrosine kinase activity; ATP binding; protein serine/threonine kinase activity. The record is from RefSeq and is a predicted model, not a curated record. The transcript is spliced from 10 exons. Bases 1 to 1566 code for a protein of 521 amino acids.
AUGUCAACUUCAGAUUUACGAGAGCGUCUUCGUAAAUUAGCGGAGCGUACUGCUAGAGAAUUACAAGCCUCUCAAAAAAAGAAAGAACAAGGCGAUCAAAGUGCGCAGAGUGAUGGCGAUAAAGAAAAUAGUAUACUCACAGCGCCAACAAAUACGCGCAUGACUCGUACAGCUCCGACCAAACUGCUAAAAAAUACUGAUAUGGUCAAGACGCCAUCUAUUCCAGAACUUGCAAUACAAGAUUCAUCACAGAAACCGAAUGUCAGUAUAGUACCUUGUACUUCUACCGUCAGCAGUGCAAAAACCGGGACUUCUUCUGGCAUGCCUAUAGAAUCCGUUAUUACAGCACCGAAAUCUCCGGACCAAAUCGAGGAAGCUUAUAAUCCUGUUAUCAGGAGUAACAGGUCAGUCAGUAGAUCAGCUGAGAAGGACAAGAAAAAACGAACUGCUAGUGCCCAUGUUGAGCAAUCAGCGGGUCCGAAUGGAGAUGGUGUUGCAACGUCGGCAGUCCACGCAUUACGUCGUUCAGAAUCUGCUUCCAGUUCUCGUUCUAAUCGUUGUAUUUGUGUAAACAGUCAUUCAUACGUUGUGAUCGAUUUGUUGGGUAAAGGCGGCUCCAGUAAAGUUUAUCAAGUAUUAGAUGAGAGGCAGAAGAAAUUGCGUGCAGUGAAAUGUGUUGAUUUAUCGGAAGCUGAUUAUUCCUGCCGCAGUGCCUAUUUAAACGAAAUCAAACUCCUUCUUAGUUUGAAGGACACAGGAUGUGUUGUGGAGAUGUUUGACUAUGAACUUCAUGGUGAUUUCUUGUAUGUAGUGAUGGAAAAAGGUGACACCGACUUGGCGACUUUUCUGAAAACUCGGAGAAAUCAAAUUGAUGAUAUAUUUAUCAGAUUUUAUUGGAGUGAAAUGUUAAAAUGUGUGCAUACUAUUCAUGAAAAAGGUAUUGUUCAUUCUGAUUUGAAACCGGCAAACUUUCUUCUUGUCGGCGGAAAUCUCAAAUUGAUCGAUUUCGGAAUUGCGUCAGCAAUACCAACAAAUAAGACAUCAGUCAUGAAAGAUACACAAAUGGGAACGCUGUCUUAUAUGCCGCCAGAAGCUAUUGUAGGUUCAAAUGCUUCAGUACAUGAUGGAAAAGAAAUAUACAAGGUUCGUAAGAAAUGUGAUGUGUGGGCUUUGGGUUGUAUAUUGUAUAAUAUGGUUUAUGGACACACGCCAUAUCAAAUGUGGACAAACCCAAUUCAAAAGAUGCAUGCUAUUUUGAAUAAACCAAUAAUUUUUGAGAAAAUCGAAGAUGCUGAUUUAAUGGAUGUUUUGAAACGAUGCUUAACAAGAGAUCCGGACCAACGAUCCACCGUUGAGGAGUUGCAGAAACACCCAUAUUUGACGAGCAAAGUUCGUAAAUGUAUGGAUGAAUCAAUAUUACCGCAAGAUGACAACGAUUUAAUGAAAGUAGCUGAAGAUUUACGAAAUUGUACACCGCGAACUUCAGCUCGAAAACUCCGUGAUCUCAUGCAACGACGAGGUCCAAAAACCACGAGAAAAGACCUAGUGACAAGCAAAUUCACUUGA